AUGGCAGCUGCUAAACCUCCUCCUGUUAGAGAAUCAUGUGAUAUCAGAGACACCAUACUAGAAUGGAAGUUGGAAUUAAUAGACCUUGACAAUUUCCAAACAAUUAAAGUAAGCAGAAGACCAGAAUCACUAUGGGAACAUUCUCUACGAUGUUUUCAGAGAUCUAGUUUUGAUGUCAGAAAACUGUUAAAGGUUAAAUUCAGGAAUGAAAGUGGCCAGGAUGAGGGUGGUUUAAGGAGGGAGUUUUUAGAAAUUCUCUUUAGACAGAUGUUGUGUUCUUCACUUCUAAAAGACACAGGUGAUGGUUACGAAGUAAUAAGUAACAUGAUUGGAAUGGUUGAUAGACAUUUCCAUACUUUUGGGAAAAUGCUUGGUACCAUUUUGAUACAAGGAGGACCAGUAAGCCCAGCAUUUUCACAUAUGAUGAUCAACUAUGGACUGAAAGGUUUGGACAGUGCAACAGUUGACAGUGUACAAGAUGCCAACUGCAAGAAUAUUAUUUCGAAGAUCCAGGAUGCUGAUUAUCCAGAACAUCUCAUGGAAGAUGAAUCAGUGAUGAAUGUAUUGGAAGCUGCUGGGAUUUGUACAAUACUAAACCCAAAGACAAAAUCUUCAAUAGUCAAAGCACUGAUAUUGAGUAACUCUGACAUUCUCAGAAAACAACCAAUGCUUGAUGCAUUUUGGGAAGGAGCAGAGUGUGUAGGAUUAAAAACUAAAAGUUACUACAAAAUAAACAAGGUCAGCUUGAGAGAAUUUUAUGUCACAGAUGUGGUAAGCCACCAAAGAUAUCUGCCGAAAUCCUCAUGGAAAUGGUGGAUGUCAGCACAUUUGGAAGAUCUGGCAGUAAUGCCAGGCAUUAUUCAGAGGAUGUUGAUCAAAAUUUUGAAAGUUUUGUGCAUGAUUGUGAAGAUGGAACGUGUACCUAUGAUGGAGGUGUUGUUAAAGUGGAUGAUGUUCUUAGAUUUAUAACUGGUUGCAGCACAGUAACUCCAGGAGGAUUUGAUGCUCGCUUCUCAAGUGGUUUUACUGAAGAAAGAAAAUAUCCUAUAGUUUCAACAUGUACAUAUGAAGUUGUUCUACCACUUCAUUUAAAGAAUUACAAUACCUUUAAGAACAUAAUGAUUGAAUCUAUUGUUUCAGGA
This is a messenger RNA of Mytilus californianus (California mussel), 1142 nucleotides long. RefSeq lists its product as uncharacterized. The transcript is spliced from 7 exons. Gene Ontology annotation, molecular function: ubiquitin-protein transferase activity. The record is from RefSeq and is a predicted model, not a curated record. Lineage: Eukaryota; Metazoa; Mollusca; Bivalvia; Mytilida; Mytilidae. The coding region runs from base 1 to 969 and encodes 322 amino acids.